AUGGCUAAAACCAUUAUCCGUGUUCCAGCGUCGUCGGCAAAUAUAGGUCCUGGGUUUGAUGUCCUGGGAAUAGGGCUCAACCUGUUCCUCAUACUGGAGCUAGAGGUCGAUCCGCUCUUGGCGAGCACCGAUAAAUUUAAUUGUUCAAUCUCGUACGAGGGAGAAGGUAGUGAGAACGUUCCUUUGACUUCCGAUCGCAACCUCAUCACCAAAACCGCGCUUUUUGUGCUCCGUUGCAAUGGCAUUAACCAGUUCCCAAAAACCACGAAAAUACACGUCAAAAACCCCAUUCCCUUGGGCAGAGGCCUGGGAUCGUCCGGCGCGGCUGUUGUGGCUGGUGUGAUGCUGGCCAACCAGGUCGGAAAGCUGGGAUUCUCAAAACAGAGAUGUCUCGACUACUGUUUGAUGAUUGAGCGCCAUCCAGACAACAUCACUGCCGCGAUGAUUGGUGGUUUCACCGGCUCCUAUCUCAGAAAACUUACCGACUGUGAGGUCGCUCUUGUGCACCAGCCACUAGACGAGAUGCUCGCGCCACAUGCACCGGCCAUCCAGGCUCCUCUCGAUAUUGGAACCCACGUCAAGUACAACUGGAACCCAGCCAUCAAAUGUAUCGCCAUCAUCCCGCAAUUUGAAGUGCCUACCUCUGAAAGCCGCCAGGUGCUUCCCACGGAGUACUCGAGACCUGACGUGAUUUUCAAUCUGCAACGUCUGGCUGUGCUCACCACCGCAGUUGGAGCAGAAAAACCUGAUCCACAAGUGAUCUAUAACUCGAUGCAGGACAAGUUGCACCAGCCAUACCGCAAGGUGUUGAUCCCAGGACUCACGGAGAUAUUGUCUGGUUUCACGCCGCAAAGCCACGCCGGUCUUUUGGGUAUCUGUCUGAGUGGUGCGGGACCUACCAUUUUAUGCCUUGCUACCAACAACUUCGAGCGGAUCGCUGACGACAUUAUUGUUAGAUUCAAGAAAGAGGGUGUCACCUGUGUGUGGAAACUCCUCGAACCUGCUGUCGAGGGUGCUACCGUGGAAAACUUAUAG
Molecule: messenger RNA, 1035 nt
Organism: Ogataea parapolymorpha DL-1
Lineage: Eukaryota; Fungi; Ascomycota; Pichiomycetes; Pichiales; Pichiaceae
Product: Homoserine kinase
Exons: 1
Coding region: 1-1035 (344 amino acids)
Biological process (GO): L-threonine metabolic process
Molecular function (GO): homoserine kinase activity; ATP binding
Source: RefSeq, a predicted model, not a curated record